GCUCGGUGUGUUGGCCGCAGCAAUGGCUCGGUCCGGAUCUACUGCAAGAGGGAACUCGCGCUCGAGUGUUUUCGAUUUCUUACGAUUCCAGUGCAUUCCAAACGUCGACCUCAGGUACUACUCGACGCCUCACAAUGGAGCAGCUCUGGCAGAGCUCAUGCAAUUCUGGCCGGGGAAGACGAGCCCCGUGGUCCAGUUUCUGCUAGUGCUGAGCAAGGACUCCGCCUGGCUCAACAGCGACUUCUUCACAUGGCGCAGACUCGCAGCUGUUCAAGCCUGGACUUUAUUCGAGCAAAACAAGACUUCGUUUCUCAAAGUCCAUAAACUGGUUGUCAAGGAAGGAUCGGCGAGGUAUGAUUCUGAUAACGUGAGGUCAGCUGCAGCUGAUCACUUCUCAAUUUGUAAGCCCACUUCCAAGAGGGAUGGACAAUACGAAUGGCUCGUCCAGUUUUUAGAGGUAAUGCUUUCGAGCUGGGCAACUCGAAAGUCAGGGCCUCCACACGAUGUUCGAACUCACGAUUAGGGUGCAGGGUUUAUGGCAACCACCCUCGCAGGAAUCAUGUUUGGUUCCAAUACUUGAAGAAACUGACACUCCCUUUAUUUGCGGUGCUCUGAACACAUAUUCUCUCCGUGAUGGCUUUGGGAUCAGGUCCGAAAUGUAUCUUCAUAAUAUUCAGAUUUAGUGUAUAGUCAUAAUAUUCAGAUUCAUUGUACAGUCAUAAUUUUCAGAUUCAUUUUUUCUCGUGGGGUUUUUUUCAACCUUUUUCAUGUCGUCCACUCUUGCAUCCCAAU
This is a messenger RNA of Marchantia polymorpha subsp. ruderalis, 792 nucleotides long. The record is from the annotation of a GenBank genome assembly. Lineage: Eukaryota; Viridiplantae; Streptophyta; Marchantiopsida; Marchantiales; Marchantiaceae.